Molecule: messenger RNA, 1085 nt
Organism: Polychytrium aggregatum
Lineage: Eukaryota; Fungi; Chytridiomycota; Chytridiomycetes; Polychytriales
Product: FAR-17a/AIG1-like protein
Exons: 5
Coding region: 213-863 (216 amino acids)
Cellular component (GO): endomembrane system; membrane
Source: RefSeq, a predicted model, not a curated record
AAUAUACCGAAUACACCGAAUACACCCUACCCUCCGACUACCCCUCUUCCUUCAGGUUACGCCAACCCUACCGUCCUCCACAGCCCCCACCCCGCGUCUACCCCUACCCCUCGUCUACCCCCUCUUCCCUUAGGUUAACCAGCUAUACCGUUUUCCCCAUCUCUAUCAUCCCGCAAAAACGGUAUAGUCACUGAUAUACCCCUAUACUACUAAUGAAUCAGCUCGCCGUCCUCUCCACCGGCCUCAUCUUUGCCCUCUAUGGCAUGAGCAUCACCGUCUUCCAGCUGAAUGCCGCACAGGAAAUCAUCUUCAAAUCCUACGGCCGCCAUUUCCAGUUCUUGACCAUCCAGGCGCUGCUCAUCUCGACCCUGUCGCUGCUCGCGGGAAUCAUCAGCUUCCUCUCGACCAACGGGCGCCUGCGACGACUCCGGAUUUCGCUGUUGGCACUGGCUUUCCCGCUAUCGUCGUUCGUGACGCUUUCCUACUACAUCCUUUUGUUCCUGGACCCCCGAUUGCUUCGGACGCCCAAUGUGCCGGCCCCGCCGAUUACCCUGGACCUGUCGCAGCACCUCCUGGUGACGAUCGUGCUGCUCGCCGACUUUGCCUUCUUUGCCAAGAGCUUUCGCUUCAGCUACCUCCAUAUUAUCCAGAUCUUUGCCUUCACUGCUGCGUAUACGGUCUGGAUCCACAUCUGCCACCAUCGAAACGGGUUCUGGGCGUAUCCGAUACUCGGCAAGUUCAAUUUGCAGCAGCGCAUCGUCGCCUGUGCUCUGGCCGGAUGCACUCUGGUCGUCGUGUACUCGCUCGGCACUUUUCUCCACCGACUCGCUCACACAUCGACCCCCAAGAGCAAGCGGGUCUAGAAACCGCUCUCCAGCCCAUCACCAUCGCCCACCUCAUUCUGUAUGCCGAUAACCGCCAAGCUGGGGGAGGAGAACUGGCACUGGCACUGGCCCAGAGCAGCCCUUCCCGAGACGAAGCAAAGAUAAGAACCGAAAAUGAACUGAACUGAACUGAACUGAACUGAACUGAAAUGAACCGCAAUGGAGCGAGUUGAAAUAAAGCCACCCGAGCUUAACAUCCGA